GCGGAGCCCAAAACCGGAAACUUAGACAAAGUUCGGAGUCCCGCCCCCGCCCGCGCCUUGCCGUCUGGCCCUACCGACCCUCGCUGCGCUGCCCCUGGCCCUCGCGUUGGCCCGGCCCUCGGGUGUACUAUGUCUGGCUCUUCCAGCGUCGCCGCCAUGAAGAAAGUGGUUCAGCAGCUCCGGCUGGAGGCCGGGCUUAACCGCGUGAAGGUUUCCCAGGCAGCUGCGGACUUAAAACAGUUCUGCCUGCAGAAUGCUCAGCAUGAUCCUCUGCUGACUGGAGUAUCCUCAAGUACAAAUCCCUUCAGACCGCAGAAAGUCUGUUCCUUUUUGUAGUCAAAUGAAUUCUUAAGAGUUUCCCAGACCACUUUUAACCAACCAGUGACUAUUCAGAAAAAGAAAAUUGAAGCCUGUACAACUUCC
Octodon degus (degu) is the source of this 423-nucleotide messenger RNA. RefSeq names its product G protein subunit gamma 5 (gene Gng5). Gene Ontology annotation, cellular component: heterotrimeric G-protein complex. Lineage: Eukaryota; Metazoa; Chordata; Mammalia; Rodentia; Octodontidae. Gene Ontology annotation, biological process: G protein-coupled receptor signaling pathway. The transcript is spliced from 3 exons. Gene Ontology annotation, molecular function: G-protein beta-subunit binding. Bases 130 to 336 code for a protein of 68 amino acids. The record is from RefSeq and is a predicted model, not a curated record.